Messenger RNA from Plasmodium reichenowi, 1269 nucleotides. Its product is annotated as putative membrane protein. The record is from RefSeq and is a predicted model, not a curated record. The coding region runs from base 1 to 1269 and encodes 422 amino acids. The transcript is spliced from 2 exons. Gene Ontology annotation, cellular component: membrane; cytoplasm. NCBI's taxonomy places the organism in Eukaryota, Apicomplexa, Aconoidasida, Haemosporida, Plasmodiidae.
AUGUUAAUUAAUGCUUAUAUGGACAUAAAAAGAAAACAUAUAAAAAUUAUAGCAAAAAAUGUGAACUCUUCCCAUUUAGAUUAUUAUUUUAAAAGAUGGUAUGUCACGGAUAUAUAUAACAACUUAAAAUUACCAGAUAAAAUUAGAUGCAAACUAAAUAAUAAUUCAUUUUACCUUAAUACUUUUAAUACAUUAAACGAAUUGAAAAAAGACGACCUAAAAAACAAAAAUUUCCAAACAUAUCCUAAAAUUAAUAAUAAUAAACAAAAUGUUAUAAAUAAGGAAAAAACAGAACAAGAUAUACAUAACAGUAAUUAUGAUUAUAUGAAUAAAAAUAAUCCUAUUUAUUAUAUUAAGAAUGCCAAGAAUAAUCCCAUAAACUAUAAGAAAAUAAAUAGUUAUACAAAUAAUAUAAAUAGAUAUGCGAAUUGCAUUUUUAAUAAUAUAGUAAAUAUCAAUAGUAACAAAAAAUAUUUAUACCAAAUACAAAUAAAAAAUAAUGUGUGCACCUUAUAUAAUAUAAAAUACGCGAGAUAUGAUAAAAGAAAUGUGUAUCCAAGUAAAAAUGUACAAAAUGUAUAUAGUAAUAAUAAGAAAAUACAAGAAAAAAAAAAUUUCCCGCAUAUAGAAACGAAUAUCAAUUUAGAUGAUGUAGCACGUGAUAUGAAAUAUGCAACUAAAUAUCCCAAAAAAAAAGGAUUUCUUUCAUCGAUAUUUGUUAGAAAAUUAUCUUUAUUUAUGAAUAAUUUAUUUGAAAAACAUUUAUUAUUAAUGAAUUGUAUAAUAGCUGGUACAUUAUAUUUUAUAGCUGAUCUAACUUGUCAAAUGAUGGAAGUACAUAAAAAUAAUAAUGUCGUAGAAUAUGAUUUUUUAAGAACAUUAAGAAUGGCACUCAUAGGAUUAACAUUAGAAGGACCAAUUAUGACAUGGUGGUAUGGUAAAAUAUUAGCCAAUUUUAUUAAAUCAAAACCUAAUACAUUUUUAUAUAAAUCCUUUAUCCCAACUUUAUUUGAUAAUUUUAUUUUUGGUCCUAUACAUUUGACUAUUUUCUUCUUUUAUAAUGGUAUACUAAAAAAUCAAAGGAAAUCAGAAAUUAUUGAUAAAAUAGUUAAUACAGGUAUGAAAGUUUUCUUGAUAUCCUUAAUGACAUGGACACCACUAACUCUAAUUAAUUUUGUUUUUGUUCCAAGAAUUUAUCAAGCUACCGUUGUUUUUUUUGCUGAUUUUUUUUGGGUCAUUUUUCUCUCAUGGUGUGCCAAUAAAAAAUAA